AGACGACAUCAAUUACAACAAUGGACUCGAGAGCAGACUCUGCCAAUUCGAAGGUCAGGCCUGCGGUAGGGCCGUCGAAGACCCUAGACUGGGCCAAUCUGGGUGUUGGAAUCAGUCGAGAAGUCAAUGGUCAUGUGGAAUGCAUGUGGACGGCACCCACGGGUUGGAGCGAACCAGUAUUUGUCAGAAGCUCGAAGCUCGAGAUCAGCGGCUUGUCGUCCGCCCUCAAUUACGGCAUGCAGGCAUAUGAAGGCAUGAAAGCUGUCCGAGGUUCAGCCGGUCAAAUCCUCCUCUUCCGGCCCGAUCAGCACGCGGCUCGCAUGCAGCAUUCGUGCGAGUACGUCUCCAUACCCUCAGUACCCAAGGAGUUGUUUAUCCAGUGCGUAUCGCUUGCUGUCGCACAGAACGCGGAGUUUGUUCCCCCGUUUGAAGCUCCUGCUGCGCUUUACAUCAGACCUCUGGCAUUGGGCACAGGCGCGCAGCUGAACAUAAUUCCCCCGACCGAAUUCAAGUUCUGCGUCUUUGUGCAGCCAACUGCAGCUUUGCUCGGCCAUGCGUCCCCUGUCGACGUUCUGAUCAUUGAGAAAUUUGACCGUGCUGCUCCUCGCGGUACCGGUUCCGCAAAGAUUGGAGGCAAUUAUGCUCCUGUCAUGAGAUGGCAGAGACAAGCCAAGCAGGAAGGAUUCGGUUUGACCCUGCAUCUUGACAGUCGCACACAAACAGAAAUUGAGGAGUUUUCCGCGGCAGGCUUCAUUGGAGUCAAAAAAAGUGGCGACGGCUAUAGACUGGUCAUUCCGGACAGUUCAAGUGUCAUUAAAAGUGUCACAAGUGAUACCUGUGUUCAACUUGCGAACGCACUGGGUUGGAAUGUUGAGACACGACCCGUCAAAUAUACCGAGCUGCGCGACUUUGACGAGGUACUUGCUGUUGGCACUGCGGCCAUAGUGGUGCCCAUCAGGUCCAUCGUACGCAAGUCAACCUCAGAGGUGUUCACAUAUGAUUCGGAGGGCACUGGAAAAUGUUUCAAGAUUCUGUUUGAUACGAUUCUGAGCGCUCAGCGGGGUGAGGAGAUGUCGACCUCUGACUGGAAUCUAGCAGUUCACCCUCCAGAGUAUUGAAUAUCACAGAACGUAUCUGAAUAGCUCUGCAUAGGUAGACGAAAGACUCAAUCUCAGUUCAUUCUGUGCCUGAUCACGUUACCUUCGGUGGGGCUUGGUAAUGGGUGCCUAUUCGUCCUCGGGAUUACCGAACAUGUUGCUCGGACCGCCGACCAUGUCGGAGGGUACUGCUCGCAGUCGGACAACUGGUGCUAACCUGUAUCGGACACUUACUCUCAUCUUCGGAAGCAGACGUUGAAUACAAUCCAGUAGCCUUGGCUUCAAUGAUCUAAGCUUAUACAAAUCGUCUGCAAGACUGUCUCCUGCCAGC
Messenger RNA from Aureobasidium subglaciale EXF-2481, 1428 nucleotides. RefSeq lists its product as uncharacterized. The coding region runs from base 21 to 1118 and encodes 365 amino acids. Gene Ontology annotation, molecular function: branched-chain-amino-acid:2-oxoglutarate transaminase activity. Lineage: Eukaryota; Fungi; Ascomycota; Dothideomycetes; Dothideales; Saccotheciaceae. Gene Ontology annotation, biological process: branched-chain amino acid metabolic process. The record is from RefSeq and is a predicted model, not a curated record. The transcript has 6 exons.